Messenger RNA from Lasiodiplodia theobromae, 1557 nucleotides. Its product is annotated as Sulfite reductase protein. The coding region runs from base 1 to 1557 and encodes 518 amino acids. The record is from RefSeq and is a predicted model, not a curated record. Gene Ontology annotation, biological process: DNA repair. Gene Ontology annotation, cellular component: mitochondrion. NCBI's taxonomy places the organism in Eukaryota, Fungi, Ascomycota, Dothideomycetes, Botryosphaeriales, Botryosphaeriaceae. The transcript has 6 exons. Gene Ontology annotation, molecular function: oxidoreductase activity.
AUGGCGGACCAAGCCGACAUCUCGUUCGUGUAUCCUCCAAGCAAAGGCGAAGAGCGUAAUGCAUGUAUCGCAAUAGACCCCCCUGGCUUCCACAUACGCCACCCUCCGCUGCCACAUGUUUUGAAAGAUUUCAUCACUCACGACAGCCUGCUGUUCGAAACCAUCCACAUGGGACCGGCUGUCGUGGACGAAUCAAAGUGGUUGCUAGUCAUUGACGGUCUUGUACAACGGCCAUUCGCAAUUACCCUGCCUCAAUUAAAACAGUUUCCCAGGACAACUGUCACAGCCUUCCAUGAAUGCUACGGCAGCCCACUCACGCCUCCAGAGAAGGCCCUCUGGCGCAUCGGCAAUGUCACCUGGACGGGCGUCAAACUAAAGACACUCCUCGAUAUUGCCACGCCACUGCCCACCGCAUCUUUCAUCUGGUCCGAAGGCCUCGACCACGGCGCCUUCGCCGGUGUCGAAGCGGACCGCUACCAGAAGGACCUGCCGAUGGAUAGAGCGCGCGACAGCAGCCCCUGUGCCGACGUGCUGGUCGCGUAUGAGAUGAACGGCGCGUCACUGCGCAGGGAGCGCGGCGGGCCGGUCCGCCUUGUCGUACCCGGCUGGUUCGGCACGAACAUGACGAAGUGGCUCUGUCGGCUCUCGGCACAGGCGGUGCGCGCACCCUCCCCUUUCACAACACGCUGGUAUAAUGAGCGUGUUGUGCUUUCUGCGGGUGUUGAUGGGACGUCAGGGGAGGGUGGUGAUGAUGUUGCGGUGGAGGUGCGGCCGGUGUGGGCGGUGGAGCCGAACUCGAUGAUAGUGGACCCACCGCCGGACACGCGGGUGCUCCUGUUGACCGGUGAUGAUGCUGGUGGAGGCAGCAGAAACGCGAAUGUGGAGGUUAGUGGAUGGGCGUGGAGUCAUGACGGGGUCGCAAGGGUGCGGGUCAGCGCCAAUGACGGCGUCGACGGCAGCUGGGUUGACGCGGAUGUGGCGGAGCGCGUGGAUUACAGCUGGCAGGCGUUUCGGGUGAAGCUCGCGCUGCCAGUCGGGAAACUGUUUGCGAACAUGGCGCCUCGAUCAGAGGAGGCUGCGGCGUGGUUUGCAGCGGUGUAUCAGGCAGUACAAGAGGUGCCUCGAGGCAGGGUCACGUCGUAUGGGCACAUCGCACGGCUCGUGGGCAGGCCGGAGUGCCCUAGGCAGGUCGGUGUCUGUCUCAAGCACCUUCCCUCGCCGAGCGACACCGAGGAGGCCGGCGGCGACGACGGUGAUAGCGGCAGCAGAGGCGGACCGAGAUGGCAUAGCGGCAAUGUGCCAUGGCAGCGCGUCAUCAACUCAAAGGGCGUCAUCAGUCCGAGGGGCCCGGGAGGUGCCAGCCGACAAGCAGCAGCUCUGCGUCGCGAAGGGAUCCACGUGGGCCGAGGCAGCUUAGGCGAAUACCUCGUCGACUUCUCAGCGUACGGCUGGUUCCCCAGCGAGCUGCCCAGCGAAGCAGCGGCUGGGAUCGAGGACAGCGACAGCGAUGCAUCUCGUGAGGGGCACGGAGAGACGGCGGCUGCAGCUGACGAGUGA